GGCGCAGUUCGGGGAGCACGCUUUCACUCCAACGCACCUCCGAGGUUCCUUCGCUGCCAUGGGCCGCCGUCCAGCUCGUUGUUAUCGGUAUUGUAAGAACAAGCCAUACCCCAAAUCUCGUUUCUGCCGAGGGGUUCCUGAUGCCAAGAUCCGCAUCUUUGACCUGGGUCGAAAGAAGGCAAAAGUGGAUGAGUUCCCACUCUGUGGCCACAUGGUGUCUGACGAGUAUGAGCAGCUGUCUUCGGAAGCCCUGGAGGCCGCCCGUAUUUGCGCCAACAAGUACAUGGUGAAAAGCUGUGGCAGAGAUGGCUUCCACAUCCGAGUGCGGCUCCAUCCCUUCCAUGUCAUCCGUAUCAACAAGAUGUUGUCCUGUGCCGGGGCUGACAGGCUCCAGACAGGUAUGCGAGGUGCCUUCGGAAAGCCCCAGGGUACGGUGGCCCGCGUCCACAUCGGUCAAGUCAUCAUGUCCAUCCGCACCAAGCUUCAGAACAAGGAGCACGUGAUUGAGGCCUUGCGCAGGGCCAAGUUCAAGUUCCCUGGACGCCAGAAGAUCCAUAUCUCCAAGAAGUGGGGCUUCACCAAGUUUAAUGCUGACGAAUUUGAAGACAAGGUGGCCAAGAAGCACAUCAUCCCUGAUGGUUGUGGAGUCAAGUAUGUUCCCAAUCGCGGCCCGUUGGACAAGUGGCGGGUUCUACACUCCUGAAGGCUUUGAUAGCACUGUCUCCUUGGGCCAUGCCAGUCUGACUUUACUUACUAAUAAAUUCUGUUUACUGGGAAA
This is a messenger RNA of Saimiri boliviensis boliviensis (Bolivian squirrel monkey), 778 nucleotides long. RefSeq names its product ribosomal protein L10 like (gene RPL10L). Gene Ontology annotation, cellular component: ribosome. Lineage: Eukaryota; Metazoa; Chordata; Mammalia; Primates; Cebidae. The record is from RefSeq and is a predicted model, not a curated record. Gene Ontology annotation, biological process: translation. Gene Ontology annotation, molecular function: structural constituent of ribosome.